Messenger RNA from Penicillium mononematosum, 453 nucleotides. RefSeq lists its product as uncharacterized. Bases 1 to 453 code for a protein of 150 amino acids. The record is from RefSeq and is a predicted model, not a curated record. Lineage: Eukaryota; Fungi; Ascomycota; Eurotiomycetes; Eurotiales; Aspergillaceae. The transcript has a single exon.
AUGCCUCGUACACUCCGAGUCAUCCCUCAUGCCAUACCUAUGGAAGAUAUCUGCCGUGAGAUGCCUCCUGUGGACUGGGCCGUCCCCAUCAAACCUGAAGACGGAUACAAGGCAGCCGUCACCACACCCCACGGACAAUACGCAUAUCGACGGAUGGGGAUGGGGAUGGGUCUCAAGACGGAGAUGAGCACAUAUGCUCAAUUCUAUCACCAUGCCGCCGAGCACCGACCGAGAUGGACGUCCCCGACAAAGGAUAUUCGCACCGUCAUGGGGCAAUUCGACCAUACAAUAUUGCAAGAUUGUGACGACAUUGACAGCGUUUCUCAAGCCGCAUGGGUCGCCAGCCAACAAAGCCGGACCCUUGACACGCCGCAAGCCCGUGCAAUAAUCCGCAUAUCUCGACGUCUUGAACGCGCGCCAGGAAUAGGAAACGAAACUCAUAUCAAUGCUUGA